Helianthus annuus (common sunflower) is the source of this 1614-nucleotide messenger RNA. RefSeq lists its product as uncharacterized. NCBI's taxonomy places the organism in Eukaryota, Viridiplantae, Streptophyta, Magnoliopsida, Asterales, Asteraceae. The coding region runs from base 1 to 1614 and encodes 537 amino acids. The transcript is spliced from 2 exons. Gene Ontology annotation, molecular function: nucleic acid binding; zinc ion binding. The record is from RefSeq and is a predicted model, not a curated record.
AUGGCUGAUGUGGUGAACGUAAAUGAUGACGAUGAAGCAUGUCGAAAUGAAAUGAGAACAAUGAUUGUGGAAGAAGUAGAGAAAGCGAUCGAAGCUAGUCUUCCCCGACUAGUUCAAGAAGUGGAAGGUAAAGUAUUGGGGGUAGUCGAUACUCUAGUAACAUCUAAGGUGGAAGAAUUGAAGGAAAUGAUUAAUGAACUGCAAACGAAGAAAAGUACUCGGAGGGGCACGUACAAGGAAUUCAUGGCAUGUAACCCCUUUCCAUACAAAGGGGAACUUAACCCGAUAGCUUGUACUGAGGUCGUGUUUAUAAGAAGUAGAUGUGAAGUGGAGGAUCAAGUGAUGUUUGCUACGGGCCUCCUACAACUCCAAGCAAAGGAUUGGUGGGACGCAUAUUCGAAGGAGUUGGGGGAUGAUAAAGUACAAACCUUAACAUGGCAAGAGUUCAAGGAGCCAUUUCUGAAAUAUCAUAGCCCACAAUCCGCAAUUGAUAAGAUUCAAGAAGACUUCUUAUGUGUUCGACAAAAGGAUGAAACGAUUGACGAAAUAAUGAACAACUUCCUUGACAAGGUGAAGUUUUGUGGGGAGAUAGCGGGGACUGAGAGGUUGAGAAUUUUACGCUAUCAUGCUAUGUUAAAGGCUGAAUAUCGGGAGUUCGUAAAUCCCUCCAAGUGUGCAAUGUUGAAUGAUUUAAUCUACUGGGCAAGAGAUAGGGAUAUCGAGUUAAGAAGGCAGGUUGAACGGGGAGAGAAAAGGGUGGCGGAGAAGCCUACCAACACAAACCCAUCGAAAAAGGCAAGAUAUCAAGAUCAAAACAGGAAAGGGAAUACAAGUAGUGGAAUUCCGACUUGCAAGACAUGUGGGAAACAUCAUUCGGGUGAAUGUUUUUUGGGAAGGAAAGGAUGCUACAAAUGUGGGCAAGAGACACAUCCAUAUUAUAGGUGCCCCGAAAAUUCAAAAGCGCGUUACGAUUGUAAUCAAACAGGGCACAUUAAAGCAGAAUGUCCGAAACUCCAACAAGGGGCAAAGAAAGAUGGAAAGAAGGAUGAGUCUUCCAAGGCUCGUGUGAGGAUGUUCCAGUUAACCUCUGAUGAAGCUAAGACUAGCCCGGAUGUGGUUUCAGGUAUAUUCUUAGUUAAUUCUAUGCCUAAGUGUGUUUUAUUUGAUUUCGGGGCUAGUAGAUCAUUCAUUUCUAAUGAAUUGUUAGUUCAUCCAUCGUUUAAGCUUGAAAAGAUGUUAAUACCCUUAGAAGUGGAAGUUGCUGAUAGUAAAAGCUAUUUGUUACAUGAUAUUUGUAGAAACUGUAAGAUCUUAAUAGAAGAUGAGGAAUUUAGUAUAGAUCUUCUUCCGAUGUACAUGGGGGAAUUUAAAGUGGUUGUAGGAUUGGAUUGGAUUCAAUGCGAAAAGAAAGUUAUUCAUAACGGAGGUAAGGCGUAUCUAUCUUAUGUGAUUGACACCAAUCGAGGUGUUCCAAAGCUUGAAGAAGUGAAAGUAUUGAACGAAUAUCCGGAUGUGUUCCCGAAAGAUUUACCGGGGCUUCCGCCCAAGCGGGAAGAAGAAUUCAAGAUAGAGCUCAACCCGGACGCUAAGCCGGUAGCCAAAGCUCGUUAUUGA